This is a messenger RNA of Apis cerana (Asiatic honeybee), 6110 nucleotides long. RefSeq names its product sodium- and chloride-dependent GABA transporter 1. NCBI's taxonomy places the organism in Eukaryota, Metazoa, Arthropoda, Insecta, Hymenoptera, Apidae. Gene Ontology annotation, cellular component: plasma membrane. Gene Ontology annotation, biological process: nitrogen compound transport; amino acid transport; sodium ion transmembrane transport. The record is from RefSeq and is a predicted model, not a curated record.
AACCAUGGCGGAGAAGAUGUACUAUUGGGGAGAGCAAAAGGAUCAAGUGGAUCCGGAUCAGACUUUCAUAGAGUUCAAGGCCAAGUCGGUGGGCUCGAGCAGGGGAAGAGAAACGUCUCACGCCGCUGCUAAAAUGACCGUGUCCACGUCACAGGGCAGGCCGACGGAAGUCGGGAAUCGCGAAGAGGACACGGAACGAGGGGGAUGGGAUAACAAGUUGGAUUUCCUGUUCUCGUGUAUCAGCGUCUCGGUGGGGCUUGGAAACGUGUGGAGGUUUCCGUAUUUGUGCUACAAGAACGGGGGAGGCGCUUUCCUCAUCACUUAUGGAAUUGCCAUGGUGUUCUGUGGUAUUCCAAUAUUCUUCCAAGAAGUGGCAAUCGGCCAAUACCUUGGAGCCGGAGGGAUGACUUUGGUGGGACAAUUGUGUCCUCUGUUGCAAGGGGUUGGAUACGCCACUAUGACGAUCGUAUUCUUCCUAGAUGUUUAUUACUGCAUCAUCAUCGCCUGGACGCUCUUCUAUCUCAUAAGCACUUUCGUCAAUAUACCUAACGUACCUUGGAAGGGUUGCGGAAAUUGGUGGAAUACCGAGGAUUGUUUCGACGGCCUCGAAAAGAUCGAGGAAACGACCGAUCUUGUUAAUUCGAAUGUCACCAAUUCCACGUACAACAACACCGUCGCUCUUCAUCACGCUACACCGGUCGAGGAAUACUGGGAACGACGACUUCUUGGGAUCACUUCCGGUAUAGAGAUCAUCGGAGGGAUCCAAUGGGAACUGUUAGGCUGUCUGGUCAUCGGCUGGCUGCUCGUAUAUUUCAUCAUCCGGCGUGGUCUCCACCAGAGUGGUAAAAUUAUUUGGUUUUCAGCUUUGUUCCCCUACGUGGUGCUUUUUAUUCUUUUGGGAAGAGCGGUGACGUUGGAGGGCAGCUACAACGGCUUGCUGUACUACGUCACGCCGAGGUGGGAGGAAUUAAUGUCGCCUGGCCCAUGGAUCGACGGGGCCACGCAAAUUUUCUUCGCCUACAGCAUCGGGACCGGAGCUCUGCCCGCCCUCGGAUCGUACAACAAGUUCCAUCACAAUUGCUACAAAGACGCGUUGAUCACGUGUGUGGUGAACACGUUAACCUGUUUACUGGCCGGUUGCGUCACUUUCUCUAUCCUGGGCCACAUCGCGCUGGAACAGGGAACAGAAGUGGCCAAAGUGGUUAAAAGCGGUCCAGGACUCGUGUUUCUCACUUAUCCGGAGGUGGUCCUCAAGCUUCCUGGCGCCUCCAUGUGGGCCAUCAUCUUCUUCGUGAUGCUGCUCAUACUCGGGAUCGACAGCGAAUUCUGUAUCGUGGAAUCGUUCAUCACCGGGGUCGUUGACAAUUGGCCCGACCUCUUGCGCCCCCACAGGAACAAAUUCACCAUUGCCAUUUGCUGUCUCAUGUUCCUUUUGGGCCUUCCCAUGGUGACCAACGGUGGCGUUUACAUAUUCCAAUUAAUGGAUUUCUACUCGGCCAGCGGAAUGUCGAUUCUCUGGGUCUGUUUCUUCCAAACGAUCGCUAUAUCUUGGAUAUUCGGAGCGAAAAAAUUCUGCGAUUGCAUACAUCAGAUGAUGGGUAUACGGUUGAACAACUUCUGGUAUAUUUGCUGGGUCGUGUUUGCACCGGUGAUCAUGGCUUUCAUCUUCGUAUUCCAAUGCGUUCAAUACAAACCUCUGAGAUAUGGAAACAAUUACGAAUAUCCGACGUGGGCGGAGGUGAUAGGCGUUUGUCUCAGUUUGUCAUCCAUGAUCUGGAUCCCUGUUUACGCCAUAUACUACGUGGUCGUCACACCAGGGUCCAUAAAAGAGAAUAUUCUGAAAGGUUUGAAACCGAACAUAAAAUCGCAUCCGAAACUACCGAAGGGGGAGAAAUCGGCAGUGAUACCAAUGUCGGAGAGCAGCGCAGGAUUGAUCACGAAGAACAACAGUUUCCUCAGUCAAACAUGAUCGCCGUAAAAAUCGCUUCCUUAUUUCUUAUUAGGUUGUAACUAACGUAAGUGUAGUAUUUUUAACGAGAUUUAUUAAUCGAAGAAUCGGACAGAGUUGCUCGAUUCAUUAAGAAUUGGCCGAAUCGGUUUGACUUGCUUUGAUAAUAUCAAAGCAAGGAAAUCCAAGGAAAUCGAAUCAAUUUCUUCGAAGAAAAGAAAUAUAUUUCAACCGUAAAACCUUUUUUUGAUCGACGAUACUUUCGAGAUGAAUCAAAAUAAGAAGAAGAAGAAGAAGAAGAAAUAACAAAUUGCGGUGUGAAUAUAUAUAUAACGAUGAAAUUCGAGCAAUUACUGUGCGAAUAAAAAAAUACCAAAUACUCGUUCCUUCUAUAUUAAACGAUGGUACCACGUAAAAAAGAGUAAGUAUUAUCUAUUUAUCGUUAGAGAAAUAUGAGGAAGGAGAUAAUAGCAGACACCGCUAGUUCUCGGAUGACUAACAAAAAAGAUACAAAUGACUCGAAGAGUUCUAUAUUUUUUAUCGCGAUGUUUCUCUAUGCACGAAAAAAAUAUGACCCAAUUUUUACCAAUAUUUUUAUUAUCCGACGAAUGCCUACUUUUCGAGAAGCAGAAAUUUUUUAAAAACGAUGUACGUAGUUAGUUCGAUUACUAGCUGGUUAAAUUACAGAUAAUGAGAAUUGUGCCUCGACAUUGACGCUCUUGUUAAAACAUUUUUCUUCAUUAAAAACGAAUAAUAUUACUUUUUAAAUAUUACCAAUUAAACUAUGUUACAUGUAGUCUAGUAUUUAUUAUAGUUGACAUUUAUUGAUUUUUAAUAUUACGUAUUAAAAAAAAAUAAAUCCAGAGAAAUUUUAUAUAUAAUCAAUUGGGAAAAUUUUUUCACGUCAAAUCGAGUCGAGGAUAGAAGUGUGCCUCGCAGAAAUUCGUUGGUACCAUAAUCGUCGGGAAUCAUUGCGUAAGAAACGAAUAAACGUUCCGCAGGAUUAAACUAAAAAUUCAUUUUUAGAAAAUUUAUUAACGAUUCGUUCGUUGAACGAAUUUAAAUAACGGGGGAAAAAAAAAAAAGAAAGAUCAACAAAGAUCCUUUCGAUCGCAAUGGUUCCACGCGAAGGAUCGUAAAUCCAAGAAUAUAGAUGUAAGAUAAGAAUAUAAUAUAAACAUUAGUUUUAUGAAAGAAUUAUAUCUAGUGAAUAUAUCUACGAUUUUAAGAUUGCUAAAAGGAUUAUUAAUUCAAAAUAUUGUUCGACGUUAUUUGCAUUAAUAAUAUUAUUCCUGCGAAUUCAAACGACCAAUUAAUAGUAUAUUUAAAGAGAAAAAGGAUAUUGUUGGAACGAGAAGUGACGCUCGACAAAACUCGAUUUAUAAAUAAUUGAUGGACACGAGCAAUAAAUUUGGAAACGGGCCUAAGUAAUAAUUCUGUCUGUGUUUAAAUCGUCUUCAGACCAUGCUCUGUUUAACACAUUCAAUGCCAAUGCAAUGCAAAAUAUGUGUUGUAAAAAGAAUUUGUUUUAUUCUGUGGUGCAUUUAUGUGUUGCGAAAAAUAUCCUAUUAUAUGGCGGAUCACGUGGACCUACGCGUCACAAAGAAUGUCCUAUCCUGUGGCAAAUCAUGUAAAGGUGCACGUCAUACAAAAUAUUUUACGUGACGGAAAUGUAUUUCUCACAAAGAAUGCCCUAUCCUGUAGCAAAUCAUAAAAGAGUGCGCGUCAUAAAAAAUAUUUUACGUGAAAAAUCAUACGUGAACAUACGCGUCACAAGAAAAGUUCUAUCCUGUGGCAAUCAUGAAAGAGUGCGCGUCACAAAAAUAUUGUACGUGAAAAAUCAUACGCGUCACAAGAAAAGUCCUAUCCUGUAGCAAAUCAUAAAAGAGUGCGCGUCAUAAAAAAUAUUUUACGUGAAAAAUCAUACAAGUCACAAGAAAAGUCUUAUCCUGUGGCAAAUCAUGAAAGAGUGCGCGUCACAAAAAAUAUUUUACGUGGCAAAUCACGCGAACAUAAGCGUCAUAAGAAAAGUCCUAUCCUGUGGCAGAUGAUGUAAGGAUGUGCGUCACGAAAAAUAUUUUACGUGGCGGAUGAUGCGAAUGUAUUUGUCACAAAAAAAGUCCUAUCCUGUGGCAGACUAUGUAAGGAUGCGCGUCACAAAAAUUUUUUAUUAUGUAACAGAUGACGCAAACAUAUGCGUCAUAAAGAAUGGCCUAUCCUGUGGCAAAUUAUAUAAGGGUGCGCAUCACGAAAAAUAUUUUAUGGAUGAUGCGAAUAUAUUUGUCACAAAGGAUGUCCUAUCCUGUAGCAGAUCAUGAAAGAUUGUACGUCACAAAAAAUAUUUUACGUGAAGGCUCACGCGAAUGUAUUUGUCACAAAGAAUAUCCUAUCCUGUAGCAGAUCAUGAAAGAUUGCGCGUCACAAAAAAUAUUUUAUGUGGCGAAUAUUUUAUGCGAUGUAUUUGUCACAAAGAAUGUCCUAUGACAGAUCAUAUAAGGAUGUCACGAAAAAUAUUUUACUUGAAGGAUCACGCGAAUGUAUUUGUCACAAAGAAUGCCCUAUCCUGUGGCAAAUCAUGAAAGAGUGCGCGUCACAAAAAAUAUUUUACGUGGCAAAUCACGCGAACAUAAGCGUCAUAAGAAAAGUCCUAUCCUGUGGCAGACUAUGUAAGGAUGCGCGUCACAAAAAUUUUUUAUUAUGUAACAGAUGACGCAAACAUAUGCGUCAUAAAGAAUGGCCUAUCCUGUGGCAAAUUAUAUAAGGGUGCGCAUCACGAAAAAUAUUUUAUGGAUGAUGCGAAUAUAUUUGUCACAAAGGAUGUCCUAUCCUGUAGCAGAUCAUGAAAGAUUGUACGUCACAAAAAAUAUUUUACGUGAAGGCUCACGCGAAUGUAUUUGUCACAAAGAAUAUCCUAUCCUGUAGCAGAUGAUGUAAGAUUGCGCGUCACAAAAAAUAUUUUACGUGAAGGCUCACGCGAAUGUAUUUGUCACAAAGAAUAUCCUAUCCUGUGGCAGAUGAUGUAAGAUUGCGCGUCACAAAAAAUAUUUUAUGUGGCGAAUAUUUUAUGCGAUGUAUUUGUCACAAAGAAUGUCCUAUGACAGAUCAUAUAAGGAUGUCACGAAAAAUAUUUUACUUGAAGGAUCACGCGAAUGUAUUUGUCACAAAGAAUAUCCUAUCCUGUGGCAGAUGAUGUAAGAUGCGCGUCACAAAAAAUAUUUUACGUGAAGGCUCACGCGAAUGUAUUUGUCACAAAGAAUAUCCUAUCCUGUGGCAGAUGAUGUAAGAUUGCGCGUCACAAAAAAUAUUUUAUGUGGCGAAUAUUUUAUGCGAUGUAUUUGUCCUAUGACGGACAUAUAAGGAUGUCACGAAAAAUAUUUUACUUGAAGGAUCACGCGAAUAUACGCGUUACAAGGAAAGUUCUAUCCUGUGGCAAACGAUAUAAGAGUGCGCGUCACAAGAAAUUCUUUAUUAUAUAACGGGUGACGCAAAUAUAGGCGUCAAAAUCCUAUCCUGUGGUAGAUGAUAUAAAGAUGCACGUCUCGAAAGAUAUAUAUAUAAUCGUGAUGGUUGACGUAAGUGUGCACGUUACAAAGAAUUUCUUGUGGCAGAUGAUGUAAGGGUGUGUGUCACGAAAAAUAUUUUACAUGGCGGAUGACGCGAAUGUAUUUGUCACAAAGAAAGUCCUAUCCUGUGGCAGACGAUGUAAGAGUGCGCUAUAAAGUUUUGCGGGAAAUAUGAAAAAUAAAAAAGAGUUUUCUGGCUUUCCUUUCGUUCCCUCGUUGCUUUUAUAUUUUUUUUUAAUAUUAUUGUUUUUAUAUUUUUACUCGAAUAUUUGCCUUUGAUUUUUGAUGGCGCAUUGAAUGCGUUGAACGAGUAUUUCGACAGUUGUUGAUGUUGCGUGUGCAUUUACACGACUAUUUGUUUUCAUUCUAUAUCAACGCAUUGUUAUACCCGCGAGUUACUUUUUAAUCGAGCGUGCUAAGCGUAAUAUUUAUCACGAUGGACGUUUCUUUCUUAUCGUUUCGUUUCGAAAAGAUCGAAUGCGUGAAUUUUAUUGUAAUUUUUAUUGUAAUAGCACGAAAGAGUCGAAGAACGAAACGAGAUUCGAAGAUGUACGAUGCGUUUAUUAUGGUUGUACGAAAAUAUAAGAGGAUAUUCUUUC